AUGUCGUUGAUCAUUCCAGAGAAGUUCCAACACAUUCAUCGUGUGAUGAACACCAACAUCGAUGGUAACCGCAAGGUUCCAUUUGCCUUGACUGCCAUCAAGGUGAGUUUUUCAUUGAAACAUUUUUCGAACUGAAAUUAAUUAUUUCUCUUUUAGGGAGUUGGUCGUCGUUUUGCCUUCGUCUGCUGUCGCAAAGCUGACGUUGAUGUCAACAAACGCGCCGGAGAACUCAGCGAAGCUGACUUCGACAAGAUUGUUACCAUCAUGCAAAACCCAUCCCAAUACAAGAUUCCAAACUGGUUCCUCAACAGACAAAAGGACAUCAAGGACGGAAAAACCUCCCAAGUGAGUUGUUUUCAUGAGCUGAAUCUUUUUCCUGGGAGAAUUUUCCACAAAACAAAUUUUUCCAGCUCCUUUCCACCGCUGUUGACAACAAACUCCGUGAAGAUCUUGAACGCAUGAAGAAAAUCCGCCUCCAUCGUGGUCUCAGACAUUACUGGGGACUCCGUGUCAGAGGUCAACAUACCAAGACCACCGGACGCAAAGGACGUACCGUCGGAGUGUCCAAGAAGAAGGGAGGAUAA
Molecule: messenger RNA, 584 nt
Organism: Caenorhabditis angaria
Lineage: Eukaryota; Metazoa; Nematoda; Chromadorea; Rhabditida; Rhabditidae
Source: the annotation of a GenBank genome assembly